AUGGAUAGAUGCAAACAUGUAGGGCGGUUGCGGCUAGCCCAGGACCACUCCAUCCUGAACCCGCAGAAGUGGUGCUGCCGGGAGUGCGCCACCACCGAGUCCGUGUGGGCUUGUCUCAAGUGCUCCCACGUGGCCUGCGGCCGCUACAUCGAAGACCACGCCCUCAAACACUUCGAAAAGACUGGACACCCGCUAGCCAUGGAGGUCCGGGACCUCUACGUGUUCUGCUACCUGUGCAAGGACUACGUGCUCAACGACAACCCCGAAGGGGACCUCAAGCUGCUGAGAAGCUCCCUCUUGGCGGUCAGGGGCCAGACGCAGGACCUGCCGCUGAGGCGCGGGCGGACGCUGCGGUCCAUGGCUUCGGGCGAGGACGCCGUCCCGCCGCAGCGCGCUCCUCAGGGACAGCCGCAGAUGCUCACGGCUCUGUGGUAUCGGCGCCAGCGCCUGCUGGCCCGGACGCUGCGGCUCUGGUUCGAGAAGACCUCGCGGGGCCAGGCCAAGCUGGAGCAGCGGCGGCGGCAGGAGGCGCUGGAGCGCAAGAAGGAGGCGGCGCGGCAGCGGCGGCGCGAGGUGAAGCGGCGGCUGCUGGAGGAGCUGGCCAGCUCCCCUCCGCGCAAGAGCGCGCGCCUCCUGCUGCACGCGCCCCGUGCCGCCGCGCCGCGCGCGCCCGCUGGGCCGCGCCCCGCGCCGCGCCGCGCGCCCGCCAUGGCGCCGGGCGUCACGGGCUUGCGCAACCUGGGCAACACCUGCUACAUGAACUCCAUCCUCCAGGUGCUCAGCCACCUGCGCAAGUUCCGUGAGUGCUUCCUGAACCUCGACCCGUCCAAGACGGAGCAGCUGUUUCCCAGGGCCGCCAACGGCAAGGCCCCUCUCGCGGGCAGGCCGGCCGGCAGCUCAGCCACCGAGCUGUCGCCCAGGAGCCACGGGGCCGAGGCCUGCGAGCGCGAGGGCCUCUGCUUGAAUGGCGGGGCCUCCCUCAGCAGGAGCCUAGAACUCAUCCAGAACAAGGAGCCCAGCUCGAAGCACAUCUCCCUCUGCCACGAACUGCACACCCUCUUCCGCGUCAUGUGGUCCGGGAGGUGGGCCCUGGUGUCGCCCUUCGCCAUGCUUCACUCAGUGUGGAGCCUGAUCCCCGCCUUCCGCGGCUACGACCAACAGGACGCGCAGGAGUUUCUCUGCGAGUUGUUGCACAAAGUGCAGCAGGAACUCGAGUCCGAGGGCACCAAGCGCCGGAUCCUCAUCCCCUUCUCCCAGAGGAAGCUCACCAAACAGGUCUUAAAGGUGGUGAACACCAUAUUUCACGGGCAGCUACUCAGCCAGGUCACAUGUGUAUCAUGCAAUUACAAAUCCAAUACCAUCGAGCCCUUUUGGGAUCUGUCCCUGGAAUUCCCUGAACGCUAUCACUGCAUAGAAAAGGGGUUUAUCCCUUUGAAUCAGACUCAGUGCCUGCUCACUGAGAUGCUGGCCAAGUUCACAGAGACAGAGGCUCUGGAAGGGAGAAUCUACGCUUGUGACCAAUGUAACAGCAAACGACGAAAAUCCAAUCCAAAACCCCUUGUUCUGAGUGAAGCUAGAAAGCAGUUAAUGAUCUACAGACUACCUCAGGUCCUCCGGCUGCACCUUAAAAGAUUCAGGUGGUCUGGCCGUAAUCACCGAGAGAAGAUUGGGGUCCAUGUCGUCUUUGACCAGGUAUUAACCAUGGAACCUUACUGCUGCAGGGACAUGCUCUCCUCUCUUGACAAAGAGACCUUUGCCUAUGAUCUCUCCGCAGUGGUCAUGCAUCACGGGAAAGGGUUUGGCUCAGGACACUACACAGCCUAUUGCUACAACACAGAGGGAGGUUUUUGGGUCCACUGCAACGACUCAAAGCUGAAUGUAUGCAGUGUCGAGGAAGUGUGCAAAACUCAAGCCUACAUCCUUUUUUACACUCAAAGAACAGUUCAGGGCAAUGCAAGAAUCUCAGAAACCCAACUCCAAACUCAGGUGCAGUCCAGCAACAACGGUGAGGGCAGACCACGGACCUUCCCCUGAAUGGGAGGAACGUAUCGAGGACUGGCUUGCUUUUAAACUCUUGGUUUCUAUACAUCUUUCCUCGUAUAGGAAAUAAGGUUUACUGCAGGAACAGAUUACUAGGUUUGCGUCACUGGGUCUAGAGCAGAAGGUGCCAGGUGACUCGUGUGCUAUCAUAAAAUUUGUAGCAACUUUCUUUUAAAUGGGUUUAGAAAUUCCCUCCUUCGUUAAAACAAAUCAAAAGGAGUAACUUCUAUGAAGACUCUUUCAUCAGUUGCUUCUGAAUAUAGAGGGAUCUGGGUGGAGGAAAGAGGGAGUAAAUUGGUCAUAUCCAGCCAUGUUCUUUCUAUUACAUGAUUCCCCUGCUAAUCAGGACUCUUGCAGCACCAGAACCCUCCUGAUGUGAGCAGCCCUCGACAGAGCACGCAAGGAGGGGCCCUGGGCUGGCAGCUUGCUGGAUAGGAUUGGUUCCAAGGCGGAAGGUGAAGUCUAAGGAUUUUUUCCUACGAAGGAAGUAGCCCUCAAGGGUUAAAAAUCUGCAGACUUCCUUUUUUAGGGGAUAGCAGUUGAAGAAUGGAAUGAGAUGCAUGGAGGAAAUUACUCCAUGUGAAAUGGGAGGUUUUUCAUGUGUCAUACUCUCCCUGGCUGCUGCUGUCAUUUAAUCAUACCACAUCUUCUGAGAUGGCAUGAACAUCCCUUCAUUCUAAAGAAGGAGCAGUUCACAUGGGGAAGCAAGAAACUGGUACAUGACAUGUUCUCUGUGGCACACUGAGCCUAAGGGCACUCCUGGCUACCUAGUUCUGUAGCAAAUCCCUGGUUCAGGUCUAGGGCAAGCACAUAGUUUGGUUUAAAUUGGUCUUUGGGUCAGUUGUCUGAGGCCUUCUCAGAACUCAGGGGGUGGGGGUGGGGGGAUAGCCAGUGGCCCAGGGCUUAUCUAAAUGCCCGUCACCCAUUUCACCCUGGUGCAGCAUGCAGCUUUUCUUAACCUGCAGCUUAUUUCCUGUUCACAAGAUGUGGGAGCUUUUGCUUUUCUAAGGCUUAGGAAUCCUCCUCCUGUAUGUCUGAACAGUUUAUUGUUGACAGUCCUGGCCUGUUUCCUCCAAAAUCUGCUAAUCCCUACUGUUUCUUUACCCACCCACACUCAAUCUAUCAGAGAAAAAAGCAAGAGUGCCCUGUCCUUAACUCCAGUGCUAGUAAAAUAUAUCUUUCUUUUUUAAACUGGGUCAGUUUCUAAGUGGCAUGAAAUUGCCCAGAUGGAAACUCUCUGCCCUAUCAGGCACCACUGAAUUUCCCUUCUCAGUCCUUCGCUUAGACUCACUAGUAAAAGUGAAUGCAAACCGUAACUCUCACUGUGGGAGUGCUGCAGCCCGCCUCAGCCUGUCACUCUGAAUGCUCAUCUUUUGACUGAGUAUGUCAUACUAACAUUUCAAUUCAGGUAGAAGUACAGUUGCCACCUGAAGAGGAUGGAUGUGAAGGGAGUUUGGGGAGGGAUGGGAAGUUGGGAAAAGAAAGGCUGAAGAAUGAGAUUCAAAGGUUUAGCGAUGUUGAGGAACCACAUUUCCCAAGCAGAUCUGUAGCAUUUGCUGUUGACCUCUUUUGAGAUGAAUUCUCCCAUAGGACCUGCCAGACAGCACUGAGACUUGGAGGAAAUCAGACAGAAAAUGGCUCACCCUGAUAAGGAAGAGGAGUGACUAUAUUUUAAAUUAAACUUGCUUUUUCCAACACUGUGAGGUUUCUGUAAUAUUUAGCUUUUAUUUGGAAGCGAUAGCGUAUGGCAUUUUUUAUGCUAUUUGGUUUAUAUUGUCUACUGCAGGCUUCUUUGUACAAGCUUGGCCCGGGCUUACCCUCACCUGGACACUGUUUUAAAGUGUCACAGCUGCCCAUGCUGUCAGAGGCUCUGAUGUGAGGCUGUAUCCUCUAGAUCCAUAUUUUUAAGUUGGCAUGAUUGGUGAUGACUUUUGGUGGCAAGAGAAAAGCGCAUUAACUCAAAAAAACCCAAGGAGAGUAAAAAGGGAAGGAAAAUAUAAAUUGUGCCUCAUCUUCCAUUGAAUGCUAUAUUUAUUAUUCUAGAAAAAGAAAACUUACAAAUGGAGAAGUACUAAUAGAGCAUCUACUUCAUCCCUCAGGCUGUCCAGGGGAAAACAAGAAAAAUAAACAUCUAAUAGAAAAUUAAAAGAUCUUCAAAUUUAAUUCUUAAAAAUAGUUUUAUACCAAGUAUUAAGGAUUAUUAAGCAAAGGACUUUGUAAAAUAAGUGCUUAAAUUAGCUGAGCACACAUUGUAUCAAGUUAACAAAAUCAUUUAAAAUGAGUUGGAAUAGAAACCAAUACCUCAAUGAGCUGCACACACUUGAAGGUGCCCCUGCAGUGAGACACCUCAGGUACCCAGAGGCAGCAGCACUAGACGCUGUUGAGAAGUUAGUAUUUAUGGAGAUUUUAAUUAAAGAAAAGAGUUUCCUGCUGCAUAAGCCAAUGGCUGUUGUGAGGGAAAUGUCCCUUUGCCUUUAAUUUAUUUACAUACUGGAAGUAGAUGAAUUUCUUAGUUGCAUCUUACUUUAAGUCGAAACAUUGUAAAGAGAAGAAAAUAAGAACCGGGUAGAAGUUGACCAGAUGCUGCCAAAUCAAACCCAAGAUCUCCUAACUGAACCUUACGAGCCUGCUUCUUUCCCAGACAAGUAGUUGGAGUCCCGUUCUAGGAACCCUUUGUAGUUGGCUGGUGUGUUUACUUUUUGCUGUAGCCAGCCAAGGUGAAUGCACCCUGGCCCCUCAAAAAGGAUUUUACCUCAAUCUAGCUUGACCCUCUUACUUGUGGUUGCCUCUGAGAGCAUCCAUGCUAGUGUUUGUUUUUUUUUUAAAAAAAAAAAGAUUAGGAAUGCCCUCAAUGGCCAAGAACUGAACUCUUAUUUAAAGGUGGGCAGACCUCUUGCCUGCUUUGAUCCAGUCCCUCUCAGGCUGAUGGGGGCAGUGCCACACUGUAAAGAAUUUCCAGAUGUCUCUUACAAUGUCAUGAAUAAAAUUGCAAACUAUAGAAGUGUUAAUGUGUCCUAUGGACUCAAUAGCAGAGUUUAUUUUUGUUUUUAAUGGCAAGGCUUCUAGAGUCAAUGAUUGUAUGAGUUCCCCGCUCAGGCUAUGCUUACAGUUCCAUCAGAGUGCAAGAACUAAUGAGGUGGGUUGACUGGCAGUGGAGCAUGGCCCUAGCCAGGUCCCAGCGUAAACACAAGAGAGGUCAACAGUAGUACAGAAUGAAAACCUGGUUGGGUGUUUGGGGUUGGGAUGUGGGUGGGCAGGGAGGGAGAAAUGGAGUUUGUUUUACUUACUGAUAAAGCUUUGUGAACUAAUUUUAUACAAUUCAUAAAAUUUGGUGCCUUGUACCCAAUUAUGGUUUGCAUGGGAUUGAAAAGAUUAAGGGAAAGGAUUCCUUCUUGUCGUUUCAAGUGGCAAAUGGAUCUGUAUAGUGUAAAGGACAUUUGGUGUCAGACUUUUUAAAAGCAUUUCAUAUCUUGUGUGUGUAAAAGCAAAUUAUUCUUACCAGCAAGUUCUGAAAUUUUAAUUGUAAUAUCCAAAAUCUUUGUGUUUGAUUAUUCAUCAGUGUCUCCUUUUCAAGGCAGACUAUGUACCCCAUUCUUUUUUACCACCCCUUUUAUGUUCCAAUCAUUAGCUCAGGCCUUUUUAAAAUCAGGCUGGGAGGGCUACCCCUUCCUAAACAUAUACUGUAUUCCUAUCUGGGAUUAUAUCUUAUAAGUGGAAGGGCUGCUUUUCCAGCUGGUUGGGAGAGCACAAAUAUUCAGAAAAAGGUCUUUUAGUUUUUCUAAUGCUGGGCAACAUAUGGUAGAAGUCAAACAGAAACGGUUCCUCCUGAAAUGGUACCUUCAUUAGUUCUGAAGUUCUUUUGCACAAAAUUUCAGGAAGCAGUGUAGAACACAGUCCCCUAUAUGUGAAACUUUAGAUUGUAAGGCAAGCCAGUGCACUGUGUAAUAUGCAAAAAAGAAGGCUCAAAGAACCCGUCCCAGCUCCCCAGCCCCACUCCCUGGCAGCUGCUGACUGGGAUGGUGCUGAGUGGCUGUGGAAGGGGAAGAGACCCAGCCUGCUCACCUGCAGGGCUAUAAACACAGCAUGUUCCUUUUACUCCCACCUUAAGGUUUCCAAGACUUCACCAAAGGGUGUUUAAAAAGCUUACCACUCGAAGCACAUAUAAUAAUUGGAUCCCUCAGCCUAAUUAGGUGAGGGGGUUGUAUCUUUGGAAUAAAACCUCCCAUGGCCACUUAGUUUCUUUACCAGGUAAGUAUGAAUCUCCCUGGUGGUUCAGAUUCUUUUUUGAAGUUAGCACUAAAGCUGAAAAGCGCCUUCUGAAUAUGACUGUGAGUUUAUUUUAUAUCUUCCACGUUUAAAUUCACCAUUUUCUUGGUCUAGGGCUUUGACUUUAACCACUGUGUACUCAACCCAAACACUGCUCUAAGUACACCAUAGCCACUAGAGCAUUGAAGUGAAUGGUCAUUUUUGUGGACUUUCUCCAUACUGAAUUCUGCUGGCAUGUUUCUAUUUCAAAUCUAACUAGGUUGUGUAAGAGAUUUUCAUAGUACUGUCAUACUAUGUUAUGUGUUUACAUCCUGUCACACGGUGUUAACUAGCCUGGGCUAAACACCGUAUGACAGGAUGUGAAACAAUUCCCUUGAGGAGAAAUGUUGUGUUGAAAUGAUGAAAACCAGCACUUUCAUUUAUGGAAUAAUUAUUCAUCAGAAUUUGAGGAAAUUGUAGAUUUGGUAGCUUUAAUCUGCAAAAUUCUUAUCACUUUCGGGAAUUAAGGCAGUUUAAAUGAAACUUUACCUUACCAGCUUUAUGGCUUUAUAAACCAACAGUGGCACUGUUACUUGAAGCUAAAACAUUAAAUUUUAAGUGAAACUUGAAUUAUGCUUUUGGAAGCUGCCAUGUCUUUAAUUUUGGCCAGAUUUUGAUUUUUAGCUUUGAAAAUUUUUAUCAAAUAGAACUGUUCACAAUUAUGAAUAGAUCAGGUAGCAGACUUCAAGGAUGUACGUUUCACUCCUAUAAAGAACAGGAGGUGCUGGUAUUUCUAGUCUUAGCGCAGUGGUCUGAUGCAGGCUGAAGGGAUUUAAAAGUUUCCUUCCUGGUCACCAUUUGCGGGGGUGAUGGCUUUAAACCUAAGCCUUGCUCUACGUAUGUUACCUUUCCUCAUCAGAUAUGAACUUGUCAGAGCAUCUGUGGUCCCCGUGUAGACUCUUAAAGGAUCCUGCCUUCAUGUUAAGCCAGCCACAGGCCUGAAUUCAUACAAGCUCAAACUCCUUCCUCCUGAGAGAUGGGACCUCCUCCCUGAUUAAUGCUCAUAAGAGAAUGGUGCUUUUCUUUAACAUAUAAAAAAUCUAAUUCCCUAACAGCUUUCUUAACCACAUUUAUGCCAGCAGGAUCAAGAAGGACCAUUUUAUUCUAUUUACCUUUAGUGAACAGAUUGCUAGAGACAACACCUGUCAACUAACAAUUAGGCCACUGUGGUGCAUUUAUACUGACCCUCCUUUCCAAUUCAUGUCCUUUAAUCCCAUACCAGUUCCGUAAGAGACUCGGCACGGAAAAGUAGUAUGUAUUUUUUUUAAAUGCCUAGUAGAGCAAAUCAACUAGAAAAAUUGCCAAGGGGAGCCUGUCACUAUGUCCACACCUUGCUAAGCCUAUGUGAUUCUUUCCAUGCCAGUUCCUUACAUAUUCCAUUUCCAAAGAACCCCACACUCCUGGACAGUGGCACUACCAUGAAUUUUAGGGUCAGAAAAUAAUCUAUUUCCUUGUGAAGGAAGCAGCUUCCUCAAGCAGUGUCACUUCAGUGCCCACUGCCCAGGCUUACUUACCCCUUGCCUCUACCUGCACCUCACUGCCCUCAAAUCCCACUGUACUACAGCAACAAUGCCUCCCUGGUGCCUGGAAAACCCACCCAGUGCACUAAAAUGCUAUGCAACACCAAAUGACUUCUUCCCUUAGUACUGCUCAAAAAUGGAAAUUCCUCAACAAUAUGCUUCAUCCUAUGCUAACAUCAAUGAACAGUGGCUACAGUUUCCUUUUCUUUUUUAAUAUGAAGCAAACCAUCUCUGUUACAAUCCAUGUUUGGGGCUUGUUCCUGUCUCUCUCGAGUGUGAAAUAUAAAUCAUGUUUUUAUGAUUUUUGUAAAUCUUGACUUUUUACACCUUGUUUUUGUAAGCCGAAGUUUCUUAUUAAAAGAAUAAAAUGGC
Messenger RNA from Orcinus orca (killer whale), 8237 nucleotides. It is a transcript of the gene USP49, whose product is annotated as ubiquitin specific peptidase 49. The transcript is spliced from 5 exons. Gene Ontology annotation, molecular function: cysteine-type deubiquitinase activity; zinc ion binding. The coding region runs from base 1 to 2034 and encodes 677 amino acids. The record is from RefSeq and is a predicted model, not a curated record. Gene Ontology annotation, cellular component: cytoplasm. Lineage: Eukaryota; Metazoa; Chordata; Mammalia; Artiodactyla; Delphinidae. Gene Ontology annotation, biological process: protein deubiquitination.